Molecule: messenger RNA, 2549 nt
Organism: Zea mays
Lineage: Eukaryota; Viridiplantae; Streptophyta; Magnoliopsida; Poales; Poaceae
Exons: 5
Coding region: 471-2057 (528 amino acids)
Source: RefSeq, a predicted model, not a curated record
ACAACUAAAGAAACAAUUAAUUAGUAGCUUUAACAAGUCUAUCCAAGAGUGCUUUACCUGCCCGUUCUUAUCGGUAAACAUGAAUGAACAUAUACAGAGUAUUACUAUAGUACUGUAGACGAAAUAAAAUUUAAAAUAAGUGGUGAAAUACUCCAGUCCUGCUAGAGCUAGCUCGCUUCUCCAGUUCUCCCCCUCCGCCGCAUUCGCCUUCCAUUUCACCUCGCUGCGGUUUACCUCUCCCUUUCUCUCACCUUCCUCGCCCACCUCCAUCGCCUCGUCCUUAACCAUCGCCUCGUCCUUAAGCAAACGACGCGGCGAGCGACCCGCGACCCUAACCCUAGACAGAGAGAGACGAGCAGCUGGGCCGACCGCACGCACGCGUACCCACUCAGCGGCGCAAUGGCGGGGCGCCCCCUCACCUCUCGCUCGUCGGCGGCGGCCGGCCGGGAUGCGUGAGAUCGCGGCGCCGGAUGGGGAAAGACGCCGGCGAGGCGCAGCAGCCGCCGGACGGGGCGGGCGGCGGCGCAGGCGGAGGCGCAGGAGGAAGCAGGGGCGGCCGCUUCUGCUGCUGGUGCGGAAGAGGAGGAGGAGCGGCGAGGGUGAUUCGGCUGCAAUGCGUUGCGGCACUCGUGCUCGGGGUGGCCGUGCUGCUGUCGGCGCUCUUCUGGCUCCCGCCCUUCGCGGGGCGGGGUGGCGGCAAGGAGGGCCCGGAUCCGGGCGACGAGUUCGGAGCUGCUAUAGCGGCAAGCUUUAGGCUACACAAGACAGUUCCUGAGCUAAGUGGAAAUAAAUCCCAGCUCGUAUUGGAUAUCUAUGAGGAAGUUGGCAUUCCUAAUUCCACGGUGGUUGUGAAUAAGCUACAUCCAUUGGAUGGAUCAAACUGGACAAACAUCAUCUUCAGCAUUGUCCCUUUCCCAGAGAACGCAACUAUAUCAUCAACAUGGUUGAGCAUUCUUAGAUCAAAGUUCAUGUCCUUGGUUGUACGGCAGUCAACAAUCCACUUGACUAAGCCUCUAUUCGGGAAUUCAUCAUACUUUGAAGUAAUUAAAUUCCCAGGAGGAAUAACAAUUAUCCCUCCACAAACUGCUUUUCUUCUUCAGAAGCCUCAUGCGACAUUUAAUUUUACUCUGAACUAUCCGAUCUACAAAUUACAAGACAGGACUAAUGAGUUAAAGGAUCAAAUGGAGGCAGGACUACUACUCAAUCCAUAUGAGAAUCUGUAUAUCAAAUUGACAAAUUCGGAAGGUUCGACGAUUCUCCCGCCAACAAUCGUUGAGACCUCCAUUGUCCUCGAAGUUGGAAAUCACCAGCCAUCUGUACCAAGGAUGAAGCAAUUGGCACGCACAAUUACCAAUUCAUCUUCAUCCUCGGGAAACCUGGGUCUGAAUCAUACAGUAUUCGGAAGGGUAAAGCAGAUUAGCCUUUCAUCCUAUCUUAGGCAUUCUUUGCAUACUGGAGGUGGUUCUGAUGCACCAAGUCCUGCACCCAUGCAUCACCAUGGUCAUCAUGGCAAUCAUCACCAUCACCACAGUCAUGACGACAACAGGCAUCUAGCUCCUGCUCCAGCUCCAGUACAUUUUGCUAUGCCGCAACCCAGAUAUGGUGCUCCACCUCCAUCUGGGUGUCCAUACAGCAAAAACAAGCCAAAUAAAAGAGGGCCUGUUACAAUUACACCAGCUGCUGAGCCUGCAGCUAAUGAUCACCGAUCUACUUCCAUUGCUUUACCACCACAUCCAUCGUCAACUUCAUCUGCUAGUCGCUCUCGACAUGGUCCCAGUAUGCAGGGUGGAGCUCCUGUUUCUCACCCUCCUGCUCUACCAGAGCCACCUUUGCCCACCGUUUCGUUCGCUCAUCCACAUCUUCCAAGUGAACAUGGAACAGGGAUAAGUCCUGCUCCAAGUGAAGAGGCGGCAACACUAGCAGAUCCUGCUGGGAUGUCACAAGUGGCACCUGCACCUCAUGCAUCUUACGCCGCCAGGAUGCAGGGCGAUGCUCCCUGCCGCUGGAUUCUUUUUCUCCUCGCGCUAUGCACCAUAACGAGCCUGCUAGUACGAUGAAAGGAGUACACGGGCCGGCCAACAUCAGCAACCGCCGCCGCUGUUUGUACGUGCUAAAGAGGACCGACCGCACGGGUCUCCCACCGGCAAGGCGACCAUCAGAAGACCAUAACGAGCUCGCCCCUCGUUGCUUGGUAGCUGUCAGUUUGUCGCUGCAUGUAAAUAUUGGAUGGGUUUACAAAACCGCGAGACGCGUGGUGGUCAAAGCCACAGGGGGUGGCAGGCCCUUGUCCAGCGUGUGUGUAGUGCUGCUGCCGCUGCUGCUGAUUCUCAAGUCUGAAUUCGGCAGACGCGGCCUCGUCAAAAGUGUAAAGAACCUCCAGUUCCGGAGGGUUCGUUCCGCAUCUAUCCACGCGCUCAGUUUUGCUGUGGCGGUAGUUCAUGUGUCUGUGCUUACCGUGUCGUAUAAAGUUGUAAUAUCAGCUAAGAUCGUGGAGUCGUAGAAUCAAGCAAAAUAGAAGUCCAAACGACAGAAUCGAGAUUUUUUUGUUU